Messenger RNA from Paramecium sonneborni, 581 nucleotides. Lineage: Eukaryota; Ciliophora; Oligohymenophorea; Peniculida; Parameciidae. The record is from the annotation of a GenBank genome assembly.
AUGUUUAUAUAGGCAUAGAUUCCAAGAACUCGUUUAGCAAUUACUCCAACCAAUGUGAGAUAUGUUUGUUUAGAUUCAACACCUAACAGGUAGCAGUUAAAUAUGACACAAAGAAUUCAUGACAAUUAACCAAACAGAUAAAUUAAUGAUCAUAAGACACUAAUUAACAAUUCAAACAAAGAGAAUCUAACUAGAAUCCCUGGAAAUUCAUUUUGCCAUAGUUCCUCAUCUAAAGAACUUUAAAUUUAAAUUUAAGAACUUACAUAAUAAAGAGAUAGUAUGUAAUACACUCUUUAAGAAGCUAUUAGAAAAAGCAACCUUUUGGAAUAAUAAUUAGAUGUAAUCUAUCAAUAUUAUAUAAGUAAUUACAAAAUUAAAGAAUUCAAUAGGCCAUAUAAUUUUAAGUUAAUAUGGAUUAGUUUUAAGAUCAAAUUAAUAAUUUAACAAAGAAAUUACAAGACCUCAUUUAAGAAAAUAAUCAACUCUAAGAAUAAUAUUAAAGUUAAUAAUUUUAUAUAGACGAAUUCUAAUUCUAAGAAAACGAUCAAUUUAAUAUUACUCAUAAUUUUGGAUAAAUAUGA